AUGGCGCUUGAUUUUGCUGCGACUUACAAAGUUCUGGUCCUGGGUGACUCAAACGUAGGCAAGACGUGCAUCGUACACCGCUAUUGCGACGAACGCUAUUACGACGUGUAUAUCGCCACCAUUGGUCUGGACUUCAAACAGAAAAUCAUCAACUUAGACGGGACGCCGAUAAAACUGCAGAUAUGGGACACUGCGGGCCAGGAGCGGUUCCGUACUCUGACGACGGCCUACUACCGCGGCGCAAUGGGCAUCCUGCUCAUGUAUGACGUCACCAGCAUGGAGUCCUUCAACCACCUGUCGUACUGGCUGCGAAACAUACAGGAGAAUGCAUCCCCAGACGUGGUGAAAGUUCUCGCCGGCAACAAGUGCGACGCGGUGGCUGAGAGGGCGGUGGAUGCGGAACGUGGCCAGAAGAUUGCUGAAAACUUUGACAUGCCAUUUUUUGAAGUUUCAUGCAAACAGAACAUAAACAUCGAAGAAGCAUUCUUGACGUUAGCCAGGAGAAUACGAGAGCAGCGGGAGCGCAGGGCGAGCCUCUUUGACAGCAACGAGAAGUCCGAAGGCUCCAAAGUGGACCUGAGCAAGUCGAAACUGCCCGCCGGAGCCGAGUCUUGGCGCUGCGGCUGCUAGUCUGCCUGCUGCCCCACGCCCGUCCGCCCGGCUCUCCGGGAGUCGCAAUGCCGGGGGACGCGCACUUCACCUGCACCGGCGUCCUGCAGUCAUCUGGGCAGCUACUGUCUCUGGUGACUCCGCUGAUGUCACCGUUUCAGAAAAGUCAUUUUUGUUGUGUGUCCUUUUUUUUAACCUUUUGUAGUUCAUCUCACCGAAGGUUGGCGGUGGCAGAGCACCGCCGGCCCGAGAGGUGGCAGAGAUCUGCACAC
Messenger RNA from Schistocerca americana (American grasshopper), 881 nucleotides. RefSeq names its product ras-related protein Rab-8A (gene RabX4). The record is from RefSeq and is a predicted model, not a curated record. The coding region runs from base 1 to 630 and encodes 209 amino acids. The transcript has 6 exons. Lineage: Eukaryota; Metazoa; Arthropoda; Insecta; Orthoptera; Acrididae. Gene Ontology annotation, molecular function: GTPase activity; GTP binding.